AUACUUUAUAUGUAAGUGCCUUUGUAUGUUUUCAGGCUCUUGGCUCACAGUGAUGAGGUGGGUAUUGAUGAACCUAUGGACCAAGAUGACUCAAAAAAUCAAAAAGUACAAGUGGUUGGCCAAGGAGACAACAGAAGCCUGUCUUUGUUGGACCAAAAUAAAAUAUCUGAUGCAGAACAAGAAUUGGCAAACUUGGACACAGAAGAAACUAAAAUUGAUAACGAGAAAGGAGAGGAAAGUAAUGAAGUGGAGCAGCCAAAAUCCCUCCAGUGUGAUGAAUGUGGUAAGAAGUUUAAAUCUGAAACUGAAGUUGAGUUUCAUGCAGUUAAAUCUGGACACCAGAGUUUCUCAGAAUCAACAGAAGAAAUCCAACCUUUAACAGAAGACGACAAACGAGAGCAGUUAAGAAAGUUAGAAGAGAGAAUCAAACAGAGAAGAUUAGAAAGGGAGGAACUUGAAAAGAAAAGUGCUAUUGAAAGAGAAAAACAGAGGAGGAAAACAGGCCAAGAACUAACUCUUGCAAAACAGAAGAUGGAAGAAGAAGAAAUAAAAAGGCUAGCCGAGCAGAAACGAAAAGAAAAAUUAGAAGAGAAAAUGGCCAGACAGAGGGUGUUGGAAGAAAUAGAGAGAGAUAAACAAGCUCGAAAAGAGAAGUUUAAUAUAGGACCUCCAGCAGUGGCAGCUCCCUCCCCACCAUCACAACCUGUUCAGGAGGUUUCUAUACCAAAAGGAGUACGAUAUAGUCAACACAGACUCCAGAUCCGUUUGACAAAUGGCCAGACGUUAACUAAUAGUUUUGGUGCUAGUGAAGCAUUGGCUGCAGUUCGAUUGUACAUAGAACUUAACAGAACAGACGGAGGUCUCCCCUUCUCUUUGAUGACCACCUUCCCUCGAAAAGUCUUUACUGAAGAAGAUAUGCAGAAACCUUUGAAAGCUCUAGGGUUGGUUCCAUCAGCUGUUCUUACAGUGACCAAACCUCAGUAAGCAACGAUACACACCUUACAAAGUUAUUAGGUAUCACAAAUAGUUUGACUGUAUGAAGUAAUAUGAGUUUCAAAAAAUCCAGUUUCCUCUUUUAUAACCGAUUGCUGUAAAAUUUUACAAAAUAAGAAGUGCUUACUAGUUAGAAAUGACAUCUCCGUGGAGACACCGAGCUUCUUCUGCAAUUGAAAAAUAUGCAAAGUGAUGAUUUUCUUCUUCCAGUUGAAUUACGAAUAAAUUAAAGCACAAAUAUCUUAGUAAGGUACCUCAAUUUAUAUAUAUAUUAAACAUUGUGCAUUCGUUACAGGAUGUUAUUUCCAUUUUUAAGUUACAUAAUGCUGAAAUAAAACUUGUUAUUGUUUUGAUACAAAUUACUUUUUUGUUCAUUGUCUUUUAGUGUAUUGUUUUAAACGAAAGAAAAGUGGUUAAACAAGUUUAGUUAGUAAAAAAACGAUUCUCAAAAUGAAGAAAGAAGGUUACUUUUAUUUUUCUAAUAUAGUGUGUUAA
Limulus polyphemus (Atlantic horseshoe crab) is the source of this 1488-nucleotide messenger RNA. Its product is annotated as UBX domain-containing protein 1-B-like. The coding region runs from base 76 to 984 and encodes 302 amino acids. Gene Ontology annotation, molecular function: protein binding. NCBI's taxonomy places the organism in Eukaryota, Metazoa, Arthropoda, Merostomata, Xiphosura, Limulidae. The record is from RefSeq and is a predicted model, not a curated record. The transcript is spliced from 9 exons.